Molecule: messenger RNA, 312 nt
Organism: Pediculus humanus corporis (human body louse)
Lineage: Eukaryota; Metazoa; Arthropoda; Insecta; Psocodea; Pediculidae
Exons: 3
Coding region: 1-312 (103 amino acids)
Biological process (GO): epidermal growth factor receptor signaling pathway
Molecular function (GO): receptor ligand activity; epidermal growth factor receptor binding
Source: RefSeq, a predicted model, not a curated record
AUGGGCCAAAGAUGCGAGUUCAAAGAUUUGGACGGUUCUUAUUUACCUUCAAGACAAAGAGUUUUAUUGGAGACGGCGUCGAUAGCCGGCGGUGCAACCAUAGCAGUGUUCCUAGUGGUAAUAGCUUGCGUGACUCUAUACCUUCACUACCAGAGGAAAUCGAAAGAGAAAAGGAUAGCGAGUUCGGAUAGGAAAGACGGAGGAGCCGAAAGAGGUUUGGAAAGGCGAGCGUUCAAUCGAUGUUUAUCGAUAUCCAUGGAACGAUUACCGGAGGACCGACCUCAUGAAAUUGAUGGUGUUGUUUAUUUUUAA